Molecule: messenger RNA, 867 nt
Organism: Folsomia candida
Lineage: Eukaryota; Metazoa; Arthropoda; Collembola; Entomobryomorpha; Isotomidae
Product: 1-acylglycerol-3-phosphate O-acyltransferase ABHD5
Exons: 4
Coding region: 1-867 (288 amino acids)
Source: RefSeq, a predicted model, not a curated record
AUGGUCUUUAAUGAGCACGCUGAAGGAGUUCCAAUCGUCCUUGUUCACGGGUUUCUACUCGGAUGGGGAAGUUGGGCUGCAAAUAUUGAUUCACUUACUAGAAAUCAUCCAGUGUACGCGUUUGAUAUUUUAGGGUUUGGCCGGAGUUCACGCCCACCUCAACUACUCCCUUCCGACUGGGUGGAUACGUUAGAACAAUGGAGGCUUUACUUAAAAAUUGAUAAAAUGGUUCUUGUUGGCUUCAGUGUGGGUGGGUACAUAGCAGCAAAAUACACCAUCAAAUAUCCGCACGGCGUGGCCCACCUAAUUCUUGCCGAUCCGUGGGGAUUUGCUCCCAUACCGGAACCCAUUCCAAGCAUUGCCCAGUAUCGGACACCUUUCUGGAUAAAAUAUAUUUCUCUUGGGUCAAAGUAUUUUGACGUUUGGUGGAUGCAUAUUCGACUUCCUGGUCCAAUAAUAGGACUGGAAGUAUUGUCAAGAUCCAUGUAUGCAGAUUUUAUAGGAAAGUAUGUCGUGUUGGGAGUGGGAGGCGUUGACGCCUUUAGGAAAUAUAUGCUCUACUGCAAUGUGGGGUUACCAAUGGGAGAAGCCGCCUAUCGUGAAAUUAUGUCGAGCAUAGUCUACGCUAAAGAGCCGCUCCAUGAUAAGAUGCACCUGAUAAGAAAGGACAUCGGGGUUACCUAUAUUUAUGGCGAGAGCUCGUUCAUGCCACAUUUAGAUUUGGGGGAUAUUUUCAAUGCGAGAGGAUUCGAUGACGGAAUCAAGGUUUAUGAAUUUCCUAAUUCUGGACAUGACGUUUUUUUGGAUAGGCGAGUACACUUUAAUAACCUCGUAAAUGAAAUUGCUGCAAAAAUUAUCAAGUUAUAA